Molecule: messenger RNA, 663 nt
Organism: Aureobasidium subglaciale EXF-2481
Lineage: Eukaryota; Fungi; Ascomycota; Dothideomycetes; Dothideales; Saccotheciaceae
Exons: 2
Cellular component (GO): nucleus
Source: RefSeq, a predicted model, not a curated record
AUGUCGCACUGCCACGACGAACACGAAGGCCACGGCCACGCUCAUGGUCACUCACACGGCGCCCACGAUCACUCCGACGACAUCACACCAGCCCUUCAAAACAGCCUCUACCAACAAAUCGACUUUGACGCCAUCAACACCCUCAACGAACUCAGCUCAGGCUCCGGCAGCAAAAUCUGCAAAAAGACAUGGGAUGAGCGACUCAGCACCACACCCGAACUCUGCAGUGACGCAGACGAGCAACUGUUGAUGCAUAUUCCCUUUACUGCCCAAAUACGCCUUCACUCCAUAAUCAUCCGCACAUCAACAUCCCCCUCCGCCCCUCUAACCCUGCAUCUCUUUCCCAACCGCGACGAUCUAGACUUUUCCCUCGCCGCGGAAAUCACACCCACCCAAACCCUCUCUCUAUCCCAAACAAACCAAAUCCAAGAAAUCCCCAUCAAGCGCGCUUUGUUCAACACAGUACGCUCAUUGGAUCUCUUUUUCGAGGAUAAUUGGAGCAGAGGAGAAGAGGAUACGACGAGGAUUACUUAUUUGGGAUUCAAGGGGGAGUGGAUGGCGUUGAAUAGGGAGCCGAUUAAUUUUGUCUACGAGGCUGCUGCUAAUCCUAGUGAUCAUAAGAUUGUGGAGGGGGUUAGGGGUGGGGUGGGGAGUCGAUUGGGG